This is a messenger RNA of Capra hircus (goat), 934 nucleotides long. RefSeq names its product protamine 3 (gene PRM3). The coding region runs from base 570 to 845 and encodes 91 amino acids. The transcript has a single exon. The record is from RefSeq and is a predicted model, not a curated record. Gene Ontology annotation, biological process: flagellated sperm motility. NCBI's taxonomy places the organism in Eukaryota, Metazoa, Chordata, Mammalia, Artiodactyla, Bovidae. Gene Ontology annotation, cellular component: cytoplasm.
UGACUUUGGAGAACAGUAAAGAGUAGGGUUUUCUUUAGUUUCUUUUGUUUUAAUCGUAAAAAACAUGCGAUUUAGGUACGUCUGUGAAGGCACCACCUGGGUCAAGAAACCAGACACUUCCAGGUCCCUGGGAAGGCUCCCUCCAGGCUGCCUUUCACCCCAUACUGUCACCAGUUCUCUCGGGCUGGGCACUUCUGGGGUGUGGGGAGGAGCCUGUGUGCUCUCCUGCUUGUGGAAAUUCUAUCCCCAACUCUCACCCCAGCUCAAAUGGGGGGACCCCUGCCAGGGCAAACAAGGCCGGAUGGAGGCGGCAACACAGCAGGGUGAGGCUGCUUGGCUGGGCCUGCCAUCUCGCCUCAGCCUUGCCCUGUGGCCGGCUGGGCCUCGGCGGGGCAGCUGGCAGCCCAGGUUGAGUAGGGUGUCGGCUCAGACUCAGGUCACCAAGGGCUGGAGGCUCCGGGGCGGGGGGCCCUUUGUGAUGUCAGUGCCCUGCCUACCACCCUCAGCGGCCCCUCCGUACCCCACCAGUGGCCUUUCCUCCCAGUCCAGAGAGGCAGCCGAGGAGGGUGAUGGGUUCCCGCUGUGCCAAGCUUGGCACGGGCCACGGCCGGGGCCACGAAUCCUCCAUGAAGAAGCUCGUGGCCUGCGUGAGCCAGGAUAACUUCUCCUUGUCGUCGGAGGGCGAGGAGGAGGAGGAGGGCGAAGAGGAGGAGGAGGAGGGAGAAGAGGAGCUCCCGGUGCAGGGCAAGCUGCUGCUGAUGGAGGCCGGGCAGCAGGAGGAAGGGGCCGAAGAUGCCGACUCGGAGGUCCAGCAGAGCCCCGAGCCCAAGCAGACGCGCUCCUGACCUGCGACGUGGCUGGAGAAGAGGAGCCGCCGCCGUUCCAGAGAGGAGGAGAACUUUCAGAAAAGAGUCAAUAAAGAGUCUCCAAGGAA